CGCGUAUGUUUGACACCGCCCCGGUAGCCCGGACAUGCUCUUGUUUCUCAACUCGGGCUUGGAAAGAUCAAAGGAGAGGUCGUACAUGCGUGCUGCAUAGCUCAAUUAAACGCAGAACAUGCGUAAAUGGAAUAUAUCGAAGUAGGGGCCAAGGUGCACUGGGGAGCACGUGCUCUGCUCUCUACCCAAAGUACAUAUAUGGCUUACAAUUGCCCCCCCCCCCCCCCCCCCCCCCUGUGCUUCCCUCAGCUGGCGUUGCAGUGCAUCGCCACCUCGUUCCUGACCUAUACCGCAUGGGAUUGCUUUGGUCCUUCUCUUUCGAGACGUGUAUCUACCAAAACAUCCUCAGGGGAAUUCGGCCAAGUUGCAUUAGUGCAACAUAGCUUUUCUACCAAGAAAAUGGCGUCGGUAGUGGAGGCGCGAGUGGCCCCUUUGGCGAAAAACCGUCUGGGCGUGUCCCCAAAAUUCCGGUGCCUUCUAGCCCCAGCGCAAACUUUGGUGGGACCGAGUGUCUCUGGUGCUGUAUCCUAA
Molecule: messenger RNA, 531 nt
Organism: Bipolaris maydis ATCC 48331
Lineage: Eukaryota; Fungi; Ascomycota; Dothideomycetes; Pleosporales; Pleosporaceae
Source: RefSeq, a predicted model, not a curated record